AUGUUCCCGACCAGAACUUCCUUCUUCGGCAGGCUGGACGGCAUCUCUCAGCUCCCUGCUUGCCAACAUCCCGUUGCCCCCGCCCCGUCCCCAUCUGCUAUAAAGAGCGCCCGGAGCUAUUCACUACUUCGCCAGAAAAUAACAAACCAAGCACAGCUCCUCGCUUUCACCGCAAGCAUCCCCUGGAGCCUCGAGGAGGCAGCUGCACCGUGCAGCAGCAACACCGAUUCCCGCAGCGCUUCUGGGAAGACUCAACUUAGCUCCACCACAAGCGGAACCCUACGCAGCCAGGGCGCACCGCCAGCGGCUUCUCCAAGGCUGCUCUGGGAGGAAUCUACUGAACCCCACCGAGAGCGAAGCCCCGACGCGGAGGCGCGUUCCUCCAGCGCUCCCAACCCGCGCGCCUGGAUGCCCGGCUGCGGCGCCGCGCCCUCUGCUGGCGAAGCCAUGAUUCCGCAUAGCAGGUCGGAGGCCAGCAAGCUCGAGGCGGCGGCUGCCGCAGCGGCUAACCGGGAAUUAGAGGUGCGCGGAACGGGCGCCUCCGCAUCCUCGCUGCCCGCGGCCGUGCGGAGCGCGUUGGAGCUGGCUGAGGCCCGACGGCGGCUGCUGGAGGCGGAAAGCCGGCGGCAGCUGGUCUCGGAGCUGGAGAGACGCGUCGAGCAGCUCCACCGCGUCUUCAUCGAGGCUGAGCUGCGCAUGGCCAACCGCGCCGAGAGCCUGGGCCGCCUGGGCAGCGGCGUGGCGCAGGCCGAGCUCUACCUGACAGCGCACGGGCAGCGCCUCAAGAAGCACCUGCGGCGCUACAAGAAAGCCAGGCCAACGGCCCUGCUGGCGUCGGCGCUGGGACUGAGCAGCUGCGUGCCCUGGGCGGCCUGCCGGCUGCGCCGCGGCCGAGGGGGCGCCCCGGAGCCGCCAGAGUCCCCCUUUAAGAGGAUCCAGCAGGGGGCACCAUCGGCUGCGUCUCCCCAACAGCCCCGGCGAGCUCUGUCUUAGAAAAGAGGCGGGGCGAGGGCGGGAGUUUUUGGCCAAGCGCCCCGGGGUGCGGUGGAUUGAUGGAAGGCAGUGACACCUCUUGGUGACCGUUGUGGUCACUACAAAGAGUGCGCGCGGGGGAAUGUGUCACUGCAUGCUUUGCAGAAUUGUCCUUGAAGGAUAGGGACCAUUUGCUGAGUCCCCAAGGCAGGAGGGGUGUGUGGGGAUGAUGUUGAUCCUUCUAGCAAUUCUCCCCUGCCCACACACCAGCUUGUGGCCAACCAGCCCUCUCUGACUCAUUCUCUAUGAGCAGAAGACCUCUGUGCUGGAACUCAACCCUUGAAAACACUGGAUUUUCAUGACUGCCUCAUCCAGUCAUAGGCUCCAUCCCACUCUAUGCUGAUGUUCCAGUUAUGCUGUUCUUAUGGCUGGGAGAAGCUUGGCUUGGAAUCAGUGCCACAUGCAGCUGCUGCUAUGCUGGCUUUUUCCUGUGGCUGCUCUAGGAUGAUGUGGCUGCCCUAGAAGGUUGGUCUCUAGGAUGCCAAACGGCACCUUCUGCUCAUGGCAAAUGAGUUUGGCCUGUUUGUCAGGGUAAUUAUGUGCUUCAGCUUUGACCUUUACCAAUGCCUGCCACCGCUGGGAGGCCUCUGCGAUUCAUUACAGCAGGAAACCAGAGUGAAAUGGGUAGCGUGUAUGUAACUAGGCAACCCUUUUGGCAGCAGCAGGAGAGAGGCGGUUGUGUCCGUCAGUUUUUAUGCAAUCAAAAAAAGUGCCCAUCUGUUCUGUAGAAGCUCAUCCUCUCUAGUCCAAGGAUAUGCACCUCCUGGUCUGUGAGAGCUUUCGGAUUCUGCAGAACCUGGAAACGUUUCAGCUUUGUGUAACCAGUCAGUUUUCUGUGACUUGAGAUUGUCCUGCCUGAAUUAUGCUUGAACCCAUAGGUCUUUGAAGAAUGAUAUUUUGAUCCAGGAGGAGAAGAGGAAGCCAUGGUUUCUGAUUUGUUUUGGCUUUUUGGGGGGAGGGGGUAGGCUUCCAUGUUGUUUGCCAAAGGAUCAACCUUGAAGUUGCUUAUCCAGCCAUAGGACUUUUGUGAUGCAGAGGAGUAGGUUUAUCCAGAUGUAGGCACCAGCCUGACAGGAGACUCUCCUGCUAGAUCUUCCUUGAGACAGGUGCUUUUCUUACUCAGCAGGCUGUUGGUCAUGCAUGGCUUCUGAUCCCCCCCCCCCAGUCAUAGGGAACUAAACCCAGGAAAACAUCCUCGAUUUUGCCCUUGUACACACAAAAGCUUCUGUUAUCCACCAGGGGAGAAUUGCUAUGAAAUUGCAACCAAGCCAGGAGGUAUCCUGAAUUGCCCCUUCUUGCUCUUUUGGACAGUGCCUUUAAGGGGACUUGGAAGAAACUCUUCCUCCAAUUAUUGUAUUAGAACUCUUCCAUAGCCUCUUGUAUAGCGCUUACUGUCCUGGAGGAGUUUCUGCUGUCCUGAACCACAGAAACGUCAUUUCUCAUGUUGAGAAUCUAUCCUGAUCUUUAGGGGGCAAUUCAUCAGAAUGCAAUGGCACAUGAGGGCUAACGUUUGCGGCUUGCCAUUUGCCAAUGGGAACUUUUGAAGAAUUUUUAAAAUUGCACUUUAAAUGUAUAUGGUGACAUUUCUUUGCCAUUGUAGAAUCGCACAGGGUAAUGAACCAGGACACAAUUUCCAGUGGGCACUGUGCCUUGAUCCUUUAUAUCCAACAGGCUUGGGUGUAAGAAAAAGACAUGCAAGCUUUGUACAUAUGUGAUAGCUCCACUUCAAGCUGCUUUGCCAAGGGUUUGGAGUGAAUCAGACUUCAAAACAGGGGUCAACAUGCCCUGGCAAUGCUGAAAUAAAGUUAGUCUGAAUUUCUAUUAGGUAAAGCUAUUUGUUUAGAAUUCCAUGCUAAAAUACUCAAGAAUACAUUGUGCCAUCUAAGCAAUACUGGACAAAACUGUACAACACUCUAAGCGCAAAAAUAACUAUAGAAAUUUUCUUGUAGAGUUUAGAUUGCUUUUGCAUCCAGAGAGAUAGCUUUGUUAGUCUGCUGCAGCAAGCACAACUCAGAGUUUGCAGCACCUUUGAAAUGGACAAAGAUUACUUUCGUGGGCAGUUAUUCUGUCAGGGCAUGGCUUUGGGGCAGAUGUCCAGGGCCCCAUUCAGCAGAAUGGGCAGGUGGGGAGGCAAACUAGCAGGGCUGGCUAACCACAUUUUGAAGUAAAUGAAAUAAUAGACAUGACCAUCUAACGUGGGGGGGGGGAGAUAAAUCUAUUAAGUCCAGAGAUGAAGGAUGCAAUCCUAACCCUACUUACCUGGGAGUAGGGAUGAGUGAGAAAGUCAAUUCACAUUUCAAGGCGAAUGGAUCAAAUGUACACUUUCUGAAACACAGACACCCUUCGAGAUUUGCACUUACUUGAAUUUUGCAAUGUAGUUCACCUACCAUUUACAAAAAUACACGUUAGGGAAAAGCGUGCCUAAAAAUGAAUAUUUGAAUGAAAAGAACAUACUAAAAGUGCAUUAUAUAAUGAGAAAUUGCUUUCAAAAGUGUGUACAUCACUCAAAACCGCCUACAAAAAUUUGUUUAUUAGAAGAAAUUCGUACUAAAGUGCUGGAGAAUUUUCAUGAGGUUUUUUAAAAAAUCACAAAUUGCUGCAGAAAUGUUGAGGACUGAAUUUAAGAUUGGAAAAAUGAGAAACAGAGGGAGCUGAAAUUGACAGAUCUUUCCAUCCCUACCUGGGAGUUGGAUUCAAUAGGCCUUACAAUAGACCCAUUAGAUUCAGUAGGCCUUACUUCUGAGUAGGCAUGGUUAGGCUUGUCCUCUAAAAUGACCUCAUUGCACAAAUUGGAGCAGUGACAAAACCUGACACAUCAGCUGCUGGGAGACAACAGGCCUAGCGGUGUAGGGGGAAGAGACAGAGGUAUUGAAGAUGCAUGAGCAUCUUUGGUUUUCUUCCACCAAAGUUUUCAUGAAAGCACAUGGUUUUUCACAUUUCUUCCUGUAGCUGAAUUGUAAAUCGCUUUGAGAUGUGUCGUGGGAAGCGAUUCAUAAAUGAAAUUAAUAAAUAAUGAGCGACACCCUCUGAAAAAAUAGUUGUAUCCAAUUAAACUUCACUCAGAGUAGACCUGCUGAAAUUAAUGGACCUAACUUAGUCAUGUUCAUUAAUUUCAGUGAAUCUACUUGAGCAGGACUAGCGUUGGAUAUAAACCUCUGUGCCCAAUCCAGAGAAAUUAUUUGGGUUUGAUAGUACUCAAUGGGCUCAUAUAUUUAAACUUGAAACCAAGAGAGGUAGGAAUUUCCUUUAACAAAAAUGAGCGAGAGAUUGCAAUGCCAGGAUUGGAAUAAAACCACCAAAUUAACAUGAUGUUAUAACCACAGGGAUAACAAUAAGUUAUUUGAACUAUUGAUAAUUAGAGCUGGGUGAAAGAAUUUUCAAGAUACUGCCAUACCGUUUUUUGAAAUCAAUGUGUAUUUUAAGCACCAAGCAAAUGUUGAUCACUUGGGACACAAUUAGAGUUUGGCCUUUCCAUUUUUAAACUUCUAAAUACUAGGGGUUUGUACUGUUAAAUGCCAACUAUGAAGUAUUCAAUACAUUUAUUCAGAAAUAAUGGCUGAAUGGGAUUUACUCCCAGAUAAGUGCGUAUAAGAUUGCAGCCUAAAUGUUUUCAAAAGUUACAUUUUUCUAGCGUUCUAAAACUACUUUCUUGGUGUCAGGACUCAGGAUAGAGAAGUGCUGGUGACUGAGCAUUCUUUGUCCUUUCCAAUUAGUGCUGAGAUUAGCUUGAAGAAGAAAACACCAUUCUUAAUUCUCAUAGGGCUAAAAGCAGCUAACUCUGUGCUGGGUUGGAACUCAAGUGUCCAAGGAUGAAGGCACUGGACUGGCGCAUAUUGUGGAACAAUGGGUUAAACUCACUAUGAAGAGUGACCAUUAUCCAAGGAUACAACACUUACCCUCUUCCUCUGAAACAUACAGUGCACUAGCCUGUCAGCAGUCCUAUACAUUACUCAUACCUAAGCCUAAGAGGAGGUCAGCCUGCGAAACACUCCAAUCACCAGCAGUUUUGGGUAAACAGAUUUAUAUAGCGCAAAACCAAUUUGGAUAAGAUGUAGUUUGCACAGUGGAGGUGUGAGUUUCCCACUAUACUUUGUGGGAGACGCUCAGAGAUCCUGGUUCUGAUCUAGCUGUCUUAUAUGGUGGCCACUUGCAAAUUAGGAAAGGGCUCCUGCAAUAGUUACACAGAGAAUAAAAUUUCAGCAAGUGUAGCUUGUCAUGGAGCUAUUAAAGAGGUGCAGGAGCCCAGGCCUCAUUUGCAUCUUGCUACCCUAUUUGGUUAUAAUAUUUCCCUUUUCUAUACAGCAAAACACAAUCUGUUACAAGAGUGUAAAAGGCAGGAAAGUUUACAGGUGUUGAUUUUUUUCUGCACCAGCUUCCUUUGACAUCAUUGCAUAAGAGACUCCUGUUAUCCUCUCCCAGUAGGAGUAAAAUAUGUCCACACAUAUUUCGUAUAAAGAAAGGUAAUUGCUGGUGUGACCAUGUAAAAAAUAGAUUUUAAAUAUGGCUGUUUUAUGAAAGUGCAGGGACUACCUUAACAUGGAUGAGAGACUCAGGUAGCUGUUCUGUUAUAUAAUCUUUGCCUCCCAUAUGUCUCUAGUGGACAGAUCUUGUCCUGCUGAUGCGGCAUUAAGGCUCUGUUGGAACGAAUGUACAUAUUUUGCCAAAGGCACAGGCUGGGAAGGAGCUCAUAGCAUAUGCCCAAGCAGAAGAGGUGAGAUAGGCAAAACAAAUCCUUGUACCUGGGUGAUAAUUUUGCAAGUGAACAAUGGACAAUAUUUUGCAAGCAAGGCUUUCUUCCUCAGUAAGGUUGAAAUCUUAUGCAUGUUUAC
This is a messenger RNA of Rhineura floridana, 5861 nucleotides long. RefSeq names its product TMF1 regulated nuclear protein 1 (gene TRNP1). The record is from RefSeq and is a predicted model, not a curated record. Gene Ontology annotation, molecular function: DNA binding. Bases 1 to 993 code for a protein of 330 amino acids. Gene Ontology annotation, biological process: regulation of cell population proliferation. The transcript has 2 exons. Lineage: Eukaryota; Metazoa; Chordata; Lepidosauria; Squamata; Rhineuridae. Gene Ontology annotation, cellular component: nucleus.